Passer montanus (Eurasian tree sparrow) is the source of this 3372-nucleotide messenger RNA. RefSeq names its product ribonuclease P and MRP subunit p25 (gene RPP25). Gene Ontology annotation, biological process: tRNA 5'-leader removal. Gene Ontology annotation, cellular component: ribonuclease MRP complex. Gene Ontology annotation, molecular function: RNA binding. The coding region runs from base 974 to 1597 and encodes 207 amino acids. NCBI's taxonomy places the organism in Eukaryota, Metazoa, Chordata, Aves, Passeriformes, Passeridae. The record is from RefSeq and is a predicted model, not a curated record. The transcript has a single exon.
GGAGAGGGAGAGAAAUUGCCCGUGGAAACCAGCUCUGCCACGGCAUCUGCUCCCCGGAGCUUUGGGAAUUGAGAGGUUUUCCUGCUGGCAGAGCCGGGGCUGAGGCUGCGGGGUGCUGGGGGGAGCAGAGCCCUGGCACACUCGAUGCCAUCUGCCAAGGCUUUCUCCUGGCUGCAGGUUCCAGUGGCUUCUCUCAUGGCUCAUAAGGGUCGAGCUCAGACUCCAAAGUACUUGCCGAAGUACCUGCUGCAUCUUUGUGCCAUGCCUGGGCACAGCGUGGCUGGGAUUCCGCAUCCCUCUGGGAAUGCUGCAGGGCAGGCAGGCAGGGUGACAUUUGCGGUUAGCAGAGGGUGUCCUUGAGAGGAGCGAGCGCCGACAGAAGGGACCAGGUUCUCUUUAAGGGGGCAGGACUUUGGGAACAUUAUGAAGGCAAGAGUGAGCUUCUCCCUCUGCCUUCCACCCUCCCCUCCUUCCCUUCUCUGUUCCGGGACAGAGACCUGGGCUCCCUGCCCUCCCCUUUGCCUGGCAGGGAUGAAGGCAGGAGCUGGGUGCUGGGAUGGGCGGCUGAGCAGGGGAGGAGGAGGAGGAGGAGGGGAGGAAGGGGAGGGAGAGGGGGAGGAUCUGCUAAUUACACAGAACAGCUCUGGGGGCUGCUGAAGUCCAGAAUGAAGCAAAGAGCAGCAGAAGCGAGUGCUGCAGUGGGAGCAGAGGAGCCCAAGCAUCACCGAGAGCUGGAGCCGGCUGUUAUCCCUGCUGGGAGCAACUGGGAGCACCCGGGGGAUCCUGCAGCCCUGUCUCCCACAGGAGACAGCCUCUGGCACUGCUACCAAGCCCACUGCCAGCCCCCGGAGAGCCGAGGAGAAGGGGCUGGUGGUUGCAGCACGCAGGGCUGGGCUGGAGGGCAGCGAGGUCAGCCCUGCUAUGGUCGCAGGGGGCUAGGAGCCUGUGUGGAUCCACCGGGAAGAGGUGAAGGAUGGCUACUGAAGGAGGGAGAGCCAAGCCCCUUGCCCAGUCCAGGAUGGAGAACUUCCGAAAGGUGAGGACCUCGGAGGAGGAGAUGCCGUUGCCCUUCCCAGACCUGCCCCCGGACGUGGUGGAGAUGAAGGUGAAGGAGGGCAGCAAGAUCAGGAACCUGAUGAACUUCGCCAUGGCCCAGAUGGAGCUGAAGGGCAGGCGGCAGAUCGUGUUCAGCGGCUGCGGCAGGGCGGUCACCAAGACCAUCACCUGCGUGGAGAUCAUGAAGCGCAAGCUGGGAGGGCUCCACCAGGUCACCAAGGUACGCUACAAAACCGUGCUGGAGGUCUGGGAGAACCAGGACCCGCCGCCCAACGGUCCCGCACAGAACCUGACUGUCCACAAGAACGUCCCCUCCAUCUGCAUCCUGCUCUCCCGGGACCCCCUGGAUCCCAACCAGGCGGGGUACCAGCCCCCCGAGCCCCGGCAUGAGGCGGGAGAAGACACGUUGGGAUCCUCCACCAAGGGGCUGAAGCGGCCGCUGCCGCCUCCCUGCGAGGAGCUGCUGCCCAAGAAGAUGCAGGUACAGGUGUCUGACAGCCCCAGGGGCACGGGGACCACCGCUGGCCAGCAGGACCACUGACCCCAGUGCCUCCCACCCCACCAGCCAGGUAUCGAGGCAGGAAUAUCCACUCAUUCCGGGGUCACUGGUGGGCUGCAGGCUCCCCCUGACCUGUCCCCACUUGCUGCUCCAUGACCCCUGUGGAUGGGGGUCCCCAGGUUUGGUGUAAGGGUUAAACCCACCAUGGCUUGGUUAUGGAUUGAAGCAGAUGAGCAUGUGGGGGGGGAGCUGGUGACCUGUAAUUCAGCUACCCAGGGACACCGUGACCAGCAGCCACAUUCUGCAGCGACUCCCAGGGAGCCAGAGCAGCCGAGGGGUGCCCGGACCAGCACCAGCGCUCCCCACUGCAACGCCUCAUCCAUCAGGAGAGAUGGGUUUGCCCCAAGCUUGUUGGAAUAAAACCUUCAUUAUGAAACCCGCUGCUGAGGAGCUGUUGGAGUUAAUAAUACCAGGCUCAGCAUCCUGUGAGGCCAUGCUUAAUCCCAAAAAAACCACCCAAACAAGCAUGGGGGGUGGUCCCUCCCUGCACCCUCAGAGCCAAGCACUGCACUGUGCUGCCUGCCUGUGGGACAGCACAAGGAAACAAAACAACUCGCAUGGGAUUCUCUGGAAUCUGGUCUGGAGUGGGGGGAAAUCACGGUGCGGGGAGCUGGGGGCAAUGGAAGCGUUGGGCAGGGGGUUAUUGUGGGUGGAUGCAGUGCCCAGCACAGGAUGAGGAGGUUUUGGGGUCGUGCCUGGGCUGCAGGGUGCUUCAGAGAAAAAUCCCUGAGAAAAAUCCCUGCUACUUCCAGGGGGUAAAGAGAAAUGACCGGAAAAUAAAAGCUCUUUAGAAAUACUUGAGAUAUGUCUAUGGGAAAACGGGGGGACCGUCCUGGCUGCUGGCCAUGGCACGGAUCAGCACAGUGAAGGCUGCUGCCAGCUCACAACGAGGGGAUCCCAGCCAAACUCUGCCCCUUGGAAGAAUGGGCUUGGGGUCUGCUGUGCUGGCACAGCAGCACCUGGCAAAGCCCCAGUUCCAGUGGGGACGGGGACAUUUGGGGGAUGGGUUAUGGGAUGCCAAGCCCUGCUCCACCUGGUUCCCUCUGCCCAGCACCCAGCAGCACUGCAGGAUGAAUUAAUUGGGAUUAAGGAGCCAACCCUUCCCAAAAUCCACGUGUGAGGGAUUCUCUGGCUGCAGCUGCCUUAUCUCCCUGCCUCACUCCCGCUCUACAGGGACAGUCAGCGUUCUCUCUUUGUCAAGGGCUUGCUUGGCUGGGAGCGGGAAUGAAAGGAGAGGAGGAGGAGGAAGAGGAGGAAGCAGGGGCUGUUUUGUGAGGCAGUGACCUUGUUAUCUCCCUCAGCAGGCAGCUGCUCCUCGGGCCAGAGGCUUGUGCUUAUCUGUCCUACUGCAGAUUGAUUCCCUUCACUCGAACAUUCAUUUCCAAUGGUUUUUUAUGAUCAUUUUAGUGAUCAUUUUAGUGAUCAUUUUUUGGUGCAUUUGGGGAUGAUAAAGCUUUGGGCUCUGUCCCAUCCAGCUCUUCCCACUUCCUUUCUUCCGUGCAGACCCCAUUCAAGAUGAACCCUUCACCCCACACACGAACAGCAGGUACAGACACCUACCCCAAAUGCAUUAAAAAUCACUAAUAAAAUUAAUUAAUAAACUUGUAAUUAAUGAAUCACUCUGUAAACACCCUGAUCAGAGCCUGAAGACUGUGAGAGCCACACAGUUAAACACCAACAGCCCUUCAUCUCCACUGUUGCCACCUAACAUUUCUCUGAGCAAGGAAGUAAGAAUAAAAACCACUUAUUUCUCCUUA